Hordeum vulgare subsp. vulgare (domesticated barley) is the source of this 2119-nucleotide messenger RNA. RefSeq names its product phosphatidylinositol glycan anchor biosynthesis class U protein-like. The coding region runs from base 271 to 1632 and encodes 453 amino acids. Gene Ontology annotation, cellular component: membrane; GPI-anchor transamidase complex. NCBI's taxonomy places the organism in Eukaryota, Viridiplantae, Streptophyta, Magnoliopsida, Poales, Poaceae. The record is from RefSeq and is a predicted model, not a curated record. The transcript is spliced from 15 exons. Gene Ontology annotation, biological process: attachment of GPI anchor to protein; protein localization to cell surface.
AAAACACUGCUCCCGACUCCCGUCCCCGAUUCUCCUCCCGAUCUCGCAGGCCCGCCGUCGCCACCACCGGACCCCAGGAGGCAAGGAGCCGGCCCUGCCCACCCAGUGCCCCUCCCCGCCCCAACCUUCGGUCGCCCACCGCCGCACCGCAGCCUUGCCAGCCGGGGCUCGGCAGCCGCCCAUUCCGCACUCGGCAGCAGUCCUGCCCUGCGGCCGGCGGUGUGCAGUUGCAGCGGCCAGCCGAUUUGAGAUCUCCACUGAUCAGCGGCGAUGGCGAUCCGACACUACUGGUCGAUGGCUGUCGCGGCCGUUGGGUUCCGCCUCGUUCUGGUGCUCUUCGGCGGAGACCUCCACCUUGCCUCCCGCCCGGAGGUCUCCACCCCCCUCACGUCCCUCCGCCGCCUGGCAGAAGGAUACUGGCUAAAGCAGGCGUCCAUGUCACCCUAUUCCGGUUCGAUGUAUCAUGGUUCCCCUUUGCUUCUAUCGGUUCUUGGUCCGCUAACCAGCAAAAGGUCAGGCGGACACCAUUCUCAUAUAUAUUGCAGUUUGGUUUUUGUGGCUGUAGAUUUUAUAGCUGCUAUACUCAUUCGAUCAACUGGGCGUACACUCCAAAUGGCACGUAACAGAAGCUUGAAGUCUCUUGACCUCACAAAAUCAGUGGACAAUUCUGUGAAUGUAAGCGCAGGAGAUACUGCUUCUCUAAUAUAUCUGUGGAACCCUUGGACAAUAAUCACCUGUGUGGGUUCAUGUACAUCGCCAAUUGAGAAUUUAAUGGUCGUGAUAAUGUUACAUGGAGCCUGUUCAGGUCUUGUGCCGCUUGCUGCCUUUGGAUAUGUUAUGGCAACACACCUUUCCCUUUAUCCUGCAAUUCUCAUUCUACCUGUUGCUCUUUUAUUGGGUAAUGGUCCAGAUACUCCUCCAGCUAAAGUCUUUCUUCAGAGAGGCUCGAGUGCCAAUAAAAUUGUCAUGUCAGAUAAUGGAAAAAGUACUAGCCAAAAAGGUUUUGGACAAUUCUCACGGAAACCAAUACUUCACUUCAUAUUGUGGGUGUUUAUCUGGUCAUGUUAUGUGUUGUUAUUGAACAGCAUUAUUCUAAAUAAAGUGGGUGGCCUACAGGAGAUGUUUGAAAAGACAUAUGGUUUUAUCCUUACGGUGAAGGAUUUAUCACCAAAUAUUGGUGUGUUAUGGUAUUUCUUUGCCGAAGUCUUUGACUUCUUCAGAAGCUUCUUUCUUAUAGUCUUUAAUAUGAACAUCAUUUUUAUGGUCUUGCCAUUGGCUAUCCGUUUGAAGCAUCGACCGUGCUUCCUUGCCUUUGUUUACACAGCAAUUGUUGCAAUGCUGAAAUCUUAUCCCUCGGCUGGAGAUUCAGCUCUAUAUAUUGGACUUCUAGGCCUGUUCGCCAAUGAAUUAGCGGAGAUGCAGUUCACCUUCUUCUUGUUCUUUGGAUAUAUUGGAGUCUCUCUCCUUAGCCCUGUCAUGCAUAACCUAUGGAUUUGGAGGGGCACUGGUAACGCAAAUUUCUACUUCGCGACCGGUUUGGCUUAUACCUGCCUUCAGACUGUGUUGGUCGUGGAGACUGUAAGUUCAAUGAUAAAGCAUGACAGGAAACUAAGGCUACUUAUAAAAGCUUAACAUCAUUUCUCAGAAGGUCAACAUCUCAGAUGCUUUUCUUGCUGGUUCCCCAUGAUGCGAAUUUGUGACCAGUUCAUUGUCAUGUGAUUUUGGGUAGAUGCAGUUGAUAAUGUUCCAUGUCAUGUUGUAUUGUACCUCCCACAUUUGUACAAUAUGGACCAGAUCGCCUAACCAGGAUUAGAGAAAGAAUCUAGGUUUCUCCCUCGAAGCUAACCAUAGUCGGCACUGAAUUUCUCUAUGAAUCAUUUGAUUACUGCCUUGUCUGAUCUUUGUGAAAUUGAUCCCUGGUAGUCAGCUUGUCAGGUAGCCUUUGGAUGCCUCUGUUUUCGUUGUCAAAGUCCAUUUUCUUUCAUCUUGGUAAAGCCGAGGUCAUUGUCAGUCACACGUUGCAGUUUACUACUUCCUAUGUACUGCAAACCAAUAUUCGGAGACGUUCCUGGCACAUAAACCUUUGAGCUGCAAUAGAAUUUCUUUCCUCGUGCGAUUA